GGGGCGGAGGUUGCCGACUGCGCGCAAGAGCUUUCGUUUCGAGGAGAUCCCCGUGGCCCGUCCGCGUAAACAACACGCUCGCCCGAGUCUCCUCUCUUCCGCGAGUAUAACAACGGGAUACCAAUAUUUCUAUUUUUUACACGGCUUCCGGCUGUUUUUAACUAUCUUUUCGCUCAUUCGGUUCCUCAACGCUUAUAUUAUUAUGAGAGAUGUUGAAGCGCCGCCGCAUCCCUUCACCUUGAAUCGCUCUCGAAGCGCCAACCCGCUGUUCGCCUCCGUUAUUCAAGACGGAACAAAAUUAACAUUCCCACCUCUCAAAGUUCGGGGGCAAUUUUUCACGGGCGAUUCAUUAUCCCAACGAUAACCACUAUCUUUAUACGAAUUCCCGACCCAACUUCGCGCAUCUUGUCCGAUUUGCCCUCGUCCUGCUUUCCAUCUCCCGCCGCAUCGAACAAGCGAUGAAUGCGAUUCCGUUUCAAGGCUUCGCUUGAUAUAUCGAGUGAAUCCAAAACAGUGAACCAGCGACUCGUUGAUUUCUGUGCAUCGCGCGCUUCGAAUGACGGGGAUUUUGGUGAUGUACGACAGCGCUAGCUGUUCGUACACGGGGGCGCUCGACUUGAAGGGUGCAUCUUCCGGGGUUAACAAUACUGGAACUGGGGGAGGGGCCUCAGGUGGAACAGGUGGAAACGGCGGUGGUGGAUCAGUCGUUUCCGUAAGCACGAGCGGUGUGAAACAAGAAAAUUGGCCGUAUCGAGGCCUCGCCUGUGGCAGCACGUUUCAACAACUCAAACAGAGCGUCGAAAAAGCUAAGCAGGCUCUCGUCGAUCGCGGCGGUUAUCUCGCUGGUGCUUUCUCACCCCCGCCCCGAGCGAAUCCUUCUGCCAUUUCGCCCGGUACAGCAGCCUCCAUCACCGCCGAUGCCAGCAGUUCGUACAAAGGAGGCUGGAGCCAUGCCACUUCACCCACACCUGGACAGGGUUACGGCAGCAGCUUGUCAAAAUCUGCUCUCGACACGCAUUCUCAUCUCAGACAACCCGAUCCAUAUCAAAUGUUCGGAGCUACGAGUAGUCGAUUGGCGAGUUCCGGUUCUGGACAAAUCCAACUGUGGCAAUUUUUGCUCGAACUAUUGUCGGAUUCGAGUAACGCUGCGUGCAUCACCGUGGGAAGGAACCAAUGGCGAAUUCAAGCUGACCGAUCCGGACGAAGUUACUUUUUG
Messenger RNA from Venturia canescens, 1216 nucleotides. RefSeq names its product putative lysozyme-like protein (gene Ets65A). Lineage: Eukaryota; Metazoa; Arthropoda; Insecta; Hymenoptera; Ichneumonidae. Gene Ontology annotation, molecular function: sequence-specific DNA binding; DNA-binding transcription factor activity. Gene Ontology annotation, biological process: regulation of DNA-templated transcription. The transcript has 5 exons. The record is from RefSeq and is a predicted model, not a curated record. The annotation marks the transcript as partial.